Molecule: messenger RNA, 4059 nt
Organism: Linderina pennispora
Lineage: Eukaryota; Fungi; Kickxellomycota; Kickxellomycetes; Kickxellales; Kickxellaceae
Exons: 14
Coding region: 1-4059 (1352 amino acids)
Molecular function (GO): guanyl-nucleotide exchange factor activity
Source: RefSeq, a predicted model, not a curated record
AUGCAACCGCGUAAUCAGCUGGGUUCGCCCAACAGCACGUACAGCGGCCUUGACAACCUGGACGUCUGCAGCGCAUCCCUCGCAACAGCCCCCAACAGCAGCAACACCAGCAGCAUCCAGCAGCAACACCACCACCACCAACAGCAGCAGCAGCCGACAUUCAACAUGGCAGCAGCGCCCCACCAGCAGUACCACCCACCCGACAGGUCGCAGCACCCGCGCCAGAGAUUCACUCGCGAGGUUUCGCCACAACAGCAGCCAUACAUGCAAGACAUGGGCUCUUAUCGAGCGUCAAUCUAUUCUGAUGUUGGGGUUCAUGCUGAGCAGCCGCCACAGCGCACGCAGAGCUACGUCCAGCACUCUGGGAGGCCUCAGCACCAGCACCACCAGCAGCAACACAUGCACAGCCAGCGCAUGGCAAUGAGCGAGCAGCAGCCGCCCCCACCGUACCAGCAGAUGCGGCCUCGACCUCCGCCGCACCAGUACCACCAGCAGCAGCCGCAGCAGCAACAGCAGAAUCCUGGGCAUUUCCAGUACCCUUCUGCGAUGGUAGUGGGCGGUGGAAUGCAGCCAAUGAACCCGCCACCACCACCAUAUGGCAGCCAGGGCAUCCACCCUCAGCAACGCGAACGCGACUUUACUAACAUUGCUGGCCACCGUCGAGGCAACCAAAAGCAGCGUUUCAAGCAGCUGCAGCCGUUCAAUGGCAACAGCUCAAUGGAUUUUGGCGCCAGCUCGAACCGCUACCGGCCAGAGCCCCGUGCAGGCAUCGCUGAGCCCACAGCCCGGCGCAGCGCGUCGUCGUCGUCUGGUGGCUAUCGUGCUGCCCCCAAUGGAUCCAUGUACACCGCGCAGCGCAGGCCGCUGCCAGGAGCACAUGAGCCACAAUCAGCUGCCAGCGCCGGUCGGUACGGGCCGCCGCCGGGCAUGGACAGGUACGGGAGCGCCAAUGGAUCCCAUUCAGUGCGCAACGGGCACCCUGGAUCUCGCAGCACGCCCGAUCUGAACAUGGGCGCUAUGAAAAUGGCGAUCAAUGCGGUGGCCAGCGAUAUUGGCAGCAACCCGGUGCCACAGAUUCCCGCAGCCAUGCAGCAGCAGCACCAGCGCGUAGCCCCGCUCAGCGUGCAGACUGACAUUGCAGGGUCGGCGUCAAUGGGCAGCAGUGCAGCCAAUUCUCAGAUAGCUCCAGCAGCCAAUCUCGACAUGCAGCUGCCGCGCCAGCAGCACAGCAAGUCGUCCGACAACGUCCAAGAGGUUGCUGGCGGCAGCGCCACCAACACCUAUGCGCUAGAUUCAGCUAAUGGCACCUCAUCCCCGCGUGUCCAUGGCACGGGCGUGUCACCCUCGGGCACUCUUCGCCACCAGAACCAGCCAGUCAAUCCAGAGCUUGUUGAGCUGCUGAAGGGCGUCAAGCCUGUGUACCCGGCGAUGCUGUCAGCGGUGGCCAAAACAUUCAGCGAGGUCAUGGGACAGGUGCUUCAGACGCAUACACGCAACGGGCUCGAGUACACGCAGUGCUUCACUGGCCGCGAGGCAGUAGAUGCCAUAUGCGUGAUCAUCCAGACCAACGACCGCAACCUGGCAGUGGUUGUGGGUCGUGCCGGCGGUCUGCGCGAUGACCCGAACGAGCUGUUUGCGUUUGAAACUGAUGUGCAGCGGGCGCAGCUUAUAAAAGACGUGCCGAGCAUUGACGCUGGCGAUGAUGAUGACGACGACGAGGAGGAGGAAGACAUUGACGGCAACGAUGCGCGCACUCUGACCCCGGCGGGUGCGCCAAUUGGGGAUCUGCGGGUCAACGGUGUGUUUGUUAUGCUGACCGACUGCUAUUCGCCGACAUGCUCGAGCAGCCAGCCAUGCUACAGCGUUACAUGCCCGCGCCAGCGCUCGCAGCAAGACCACCUGCGCAAGACGGCAAAGAAGAACGUCGCUGCGGAGAUGAAGAACGAGAAGAACUGGAGCAAAUCGGUGCCCAAGGAAAUUGUGGCCUCGGUGACUCGCAAGGAGCUGGACCGCCAGGAGCGCAUCUUUGAGAUCUUUAACGGCGAGCGCAACUACGUCCACGACCUGUGUGUAGUGCGCGACCUGUUCAUGCGGCCAUUGCACAACAGCGAUGUCAUCGACGAGUCGCGCCGCAAGAACUUCAUCACAAAGGUGUUCAAGAACGCGCUGGCCAUUCUGGCAGAGAACUCUGGGUUCCAGCGUGCACUGGAGAAGCGGCAGAAUGAGAAUUACAUCUGCUACCAGAUCGGCGAUAUCUUCACGCCGUUUGUACAGCGCCUGGAGCCGUAUCUGGAGUACGGGGCCAAUGCGUCGUACAGCAAGCACUUUUUGGACGCCGAGAAGAAGCAAAACAGGAAGCUAGUCGACUUUCUGGAGAAGACGUCGCGCAACCCCGAGUGCAGGAAGCUUAACAUCCAGCACUUUAUGGCCCUGCCGACUACCCGCCUGGCACGGUACCCGCUGCUGCUGCGCGAGCGAUCCCCGUAUGCCAUCAGCCGCAUCGAGGCCAUGCUGCAGCGCAUCAACAUUGAGGCUGGAAAGUCAUCGAACCGGCUGCGGCUGUACUAUGUUGACGAGAUGCUCAUGUGCUCGUCCAGCGACCGCAACGAUCUGCGGCUGACUGACGACCAGCGGAAGCUGGUGCGCGACGGCGAGCUGCGCAAGCGCGGCGGCAACGACAACUCCAAGAUCAAGGUGCUGCUGCUCGACCACAUGCUGCUGAUGUGCAAGUGCAAGCUGGACCCGAGCACAUCAGCCGAAAAGUACACCAUUUACAAGCACCCGAUUCCGCUGCAGCUGCUGACCAUCUGCAACCCCGAGGAUCCGACGUCGAUGCGUCCGCGCAUGGCUGCUAGGCGCGAUUCACAGAGCGCGCCCAUGUCUCCGGGCGGCACAAUCGGCGUUGGUCGCUCCAAGUCGAUGGGCACAGUCGCGACACAGACCCAGCAGGCGUCGCCAGCACCUCUGGACGCGACACCGACCUCGGCCACUGCACUCACGAUUAACGACGACGCGAAAAAGUACACGUUCCCGCUGCAGAUUACGCAUCUUGGACGUCGCGGAUUCACAGUAACGCUGUAUGCCAGCCAGCUUGCUGAGCGUGACAAGUGGUACCAGAAGAUUGAGCAGCAGCAGAUGGAGCUGAUGGAGCGGCACCGCAAGUUCGAGAUGGUGCCUGUCGCCUGCCAGUUCCCGCCUGGCAUCCGCGUCAACACUGCUGACGUCUACGAUCACGGCCGGUGCAUUCCGCGGUCGUUCCAGCAGCUGACGCACCUGCGACACGACCGCGUAUACCAGGUGGAGAUCAACGAGAGGCUAAACGCCAUGGCCAUGAUCGCCGACAAGGACCGCAACCUGUAUGUGUACCCGCUUGAUCUGCUGAUGACGGCCACGUCAGGCAGUCGACAGACGACGCGCAUGAAGCCGCUGCACACGCAUGUGUCGUUCUUCCGCUUUGGCCACUAUCUCGACCAUCGACAUUUUACGAUCAUCCACGUCUACAAGCCUGUGGUCAGCGGCCAAAAGAACCGGUCUCUGGGCCGCUUCCUGUCGUUUGGCGGCGACACGGCUGCCGACAGCUGGAAGAGCAUCAAGGAGUGCUAUAUUGCGGCCGAGUCGACGUCGCUGCACUUUUUGCGCUCGCGCCUCUGUGUCGGCUGCAGCCGUGGCUUCGAGAUCGUUGAUCUGGCAACAAUGAACACGCAGUCGCUUUUGGACCCCUGCCGACACCGCGACACGACGCAUCCUAUUUCGCUAUUCCGCGUGCACGACGGCGAGUUCCUGCUGUGCUACGACGAGUUUGCAUUCUACGUGAACCGCAAUGGCCAGCGGGCGCGCUCCAACUGGAUGAUCCACUGGGUCGGCAGCCCGACGUCGUUCAAGCUGCAGUAUCCGUACAUCCUGGCCUUCGAGAGCUCGUUCAUUGAGGUCUACCACGUGGAGACUGCUGCCAUCGUGCAGGUCAUCAUCACCGGCAACUGCAGCUCGCUGUCGCCCAACAAGCUGGACGCCCAGGAGGUGAUGCGCAUCCAGCACAUCCUGGCCAAGGACCCAAUCUAA